UCGCUCCUCAUUGUCACCGGCACCCAACUCGGGUUCGAACCACUGUUUUAUCUUGUGCCCCUACCUACGCAGGCUGAGUCCUGACAUAGUGGGUAUUUCAAGAGCGAGGCUCUCCCUAAAAUGUAUCAACUCACUUGGGUCUGCAAGUCAAGCAGGGCUAGACUCGUUCACUUAGGGAUUGGAAUACGACCACCUCUUCUCAGACCUCUUCCGAGUCGGCUACUGGCGACAGAUGCACUGGAACCACCAAAACCCUCAAAGUCAAGGCCGCAGAUACCAACUGAGCCUCUUCCAAGGUCGCGUUUACUGAGUCGUAUUCUACUGGUAGCAAAAUAUUCCGGACUUGUGGCAUUCUCUUCGACAUUUGGGAUUCUGUUACUAGGCGCAGGGAUAUUCAUUCAUGAUGCUUUUACUUAUACGAACAAGGAUGUCCACCGCGUACCGGUGUUACCUCUCGCACUUCAUCCCGAGCAGGGGGGACCAAAGAACCUCCCAAUUGUAAGAGCACUUGUGGAUGAUGUAGAGGAUGAUGAGGCAAAGAAACUUUUGGACAAACCGAAGUUGGUGAUUGUAGGAGGAGGUUGGGGGGCUGUUUCUGUCCUGCAGACACUGUCUCUCGGUGACUGGCACGUGACCGUCGUGUCGCCAGAAACCUUCACCACAUUUACCCCACUUUUACCUUCGGCUGCGGUUGGUACAGUCCAAGUUCGCAGUUUGGUUGAGCCCCUACGCAAGAUCGUAGCGCGUCUUCGCGGCCACUUCGUAGACGCUAAGGCUAUUGACAUUGUGAUGUCUGAGCGGUUACUGGAACUGGAAACGGUGACUUCGACUGGCGAAUCUCAACGUAUUUAUCUUCCCUAUGAUAAACUAAUUAUUGCAUGCGGGUCAACUUCCAGUACGCACGGCAUCCAGGGUCUAGAACAUUGUUUCCAACUCAAGACUAUAUCGGAUGCGCAAGCCAUCCGACGACGAAUCCUUGACAACUUCGAAACGGCCAGUCUUCCUACCACAACACCUGAAGAACGCAAGCGUUUGUUGUCAUUCGUUGUUUGCGGAGGUGGUCCCACAGGCGUCGAGACAGCAGCUGAAAUUUACGAUUUCUGUCAAGAAGACAUUGUAAAUUACUACCCCAAGAUAUGCCGCGAGGAAGUCUCGAUCCAUGUAAUUCAGUCGCGCGAGCAUAUUCUCAACACGUAUUCGGAGGCCAUCUCAAAAUAUGCCGAGGAAAAGUUCCGUCGUGAUAACGUCGACCUAGUCACUUCUGCUAGGGUCGGUGCCGUCCACCCUGAUCACGUCGUGUACACCGUGCGGUCUCCGGAUGGGACGGUUACUACUCAUGAGAUCCCGACAAAUUUUGUCCUGUGGUCAACUGGCAUUGCGAUGAACCCCUUUACCCGUCGUGUCUCUGCCUUAUUGCCCAAUCAAGUACACAAGAAAGCGAUCGAAGUUGAUGCCCAUCUUCGUGUAAAAGGUGCGCCGUUGGGCGAUGUGUAUGCUAUUGGAGAUUGUGCAACUAUCGAGACGUCCGUUGUGAGCCACCUGCUGGAGUUGGUUGAUGAGGCCGACAAGAACAAAGAUGGCAAGAUCGACUUUGAUGAAUUUGAUUUUAUGGUUGCAAGGAUCAAACACCGGAUACCCAUGGCUGAGUCGCAGUUGCAGAAGGUCCGAACUUUAUUCGAUUUGUAUGACUCAGACGCAGACAACAGCCUUUCCUUAAAUGAACUGUGUAAACUGUUGGAAGAAAUUGGAAAUAAGAUAACAGCACUUCCUGCCACCGCUCAAGUGGCUUCUCAGCAAGGGAAAUAUCUUGGCAAGAAGCUAAAUCAAUUAGCGAAGAAACGAGAAGUCCUCGAGGUGAACGGCAUACAUGACCUGGAUGAGGCCGUAUCCAGGCCAUUCCGCUAUACUCAUCUCGGCAGUCUCGCGUAUAUUGGCAACGCCGCAGUCUUCGACUUGGGCAAUUUGUCGUUCAUGGGUGGCCUCAUUGCCAUGUACGCGUGGCGAAGCGUUUACUGGAGCGAGCAGGUUUCGGCCAGGACACGAUUUCUCUUAAUGAUGGACUGGAUUAUUCGUGGCGUAUGGGGUCGGGACUUAUCCAGGCUUUGAUCAGACAGGACACUCUAUUGCAAUAUCAUCCUUCAUCCCAUUCAUUCUUGCUCAUUAUCGGAUUCUUCUCUCCAUGAUGUAUAUACCGUGUACGCAUCAUUUCGCCGGACUCUAUGUAGAACAAACCCACAGAGCAUGGUUCCGUUCAUUUCUGCAGAUCACAUGAUCUUAAAAUGGCUGUCUUGCCGACAAACGAUCCUUGGCUAUGUGGGAGUCCAACAUUCGUUGGUACUGAGUGAGCACGGGAAGAGUACGGUACAGCGACGACAAAAGAAAGCUGAAUCGUGUAGCAAAUGUGCGAGAAUUCAAUCCGGUACCCAAUACUCAGGACUUCUGGAGGCCAACUCCGCCUCGAACUUUGGAUGCUGC
This is a messenger RNA of Suillus subalutaceus, 2475 nucleotides long. RefSeq names its product pyridine nucleotide-disulfide oxidoreductase-domain-containing protein. The transcript is spliced from 14 exons. NCBI's taxonomy places the organism in Eukaryota, Fungi, Basidiomycota, Agaricomycetes, Boletales, Suillaceae. Gene Ontology annotation, molecular function: calcium ion binding; NADH dehydrogenase activity. The record is from RefSeq and is a predicted model, not a curated record. The coding region runs from base 121 to 2106 and encodes 661 amino acids.